Molecule: messenger RNA, 582 nt
Organism: Drosophila santomea
Lineage: Eukaryota; Metazoa; Arthropoda; Insecta; Diptera; Drosophilidae
Exons: 4
Coding region: 3-539 (178 amino acids)
Source: RefSeq, a predicted model, not a curated record
AAAUGGGUGCUCCUCGGUGUCUGAUUGCACUACUUGCUUGCCUAUUUUUAGUUGAAGAGGUUGAGCCUAAAGUGGAGUUUACCAACUUCAAAUGCACUUCCUUGGACCCGAAGUUUGCCAUCGUUGAACACUGCUAUCUGAAGUCAGUGAAUCGUACAUAUAAAUACCUGGCCUUAAAAAUAAAUUUGCUACAAAAGCCCGUUACCAGAAUUAAAGUCAACGGAGCCACAUGGAAGCGAUUUAAUGGCUAUAAGCCGUCCCUUUAUAACGUUACAAUAGAUGCCUGCAAAUUUCUUAAGAACCCUAAGUCAAAUCCAGUCGCUGAUUACGUUCACAGACUCUUCAGAACUUACUCCAAUAUGAAUCACUCCUGUCCCUUUAAUCACGAUGUUAUUAUAGAUAAGCUGCCAAUUAGUUUCGUUAACCACCAGGUAACAUCAGUACUGCCAGUUCCCCCUGGAGACUACAUGUUUCAAUCGCAUUGGUACGCCUACGAUAUCAACCGUGCUACUGUACAAGUUUAUUUGACGAUAUUUUAAAGGAAAUAUAUUAAAUUACUUUGUUUGCCCGCCAACUUUUCAA